This is a messenger RNA of Erpetoichthys calabaricus (reedfish), 2044 nucleotides long. RefSeq names its product angiopoietin-like 1a (gene angptl1a). Bases 199 to 1659 code for a protein of 486 amino acids. The record is from RefSeq and is a predicted model, not a curated record. The transcript has 5 exons. Gene Ontology annotation, biological process: cell surface receptor protein tyrosine kinase signaling pathway. Lineage: Eukaryota; Metazoa; Chordata; Cladistia; Polypteriformes; Polypteridae.
UAGAGAGGAAGCUGUGAUCCCAAGGAAGCGAUCUCAACCCUGCCUGCCUGCCGCACCUCAUCUGGACUCGACCCGCACGGACAAGUGACGCCAUGGCCCCCGUCACCGAAGGAGUGUGAGUGGCCGAGAGAGAGAGAGAGUGAGAGAGACGUGGACACCAGAUACCAAAGUCCCCCGGCUACCUAAAAGCACCGAGCCAUGCGUGCCCUGCUGUGGACCACCCUGUCAAUAGUCUGCCUCUCAGCUCUGGCCGAGAGCAAGCAGGCACAGCAGGCCACCAGCAGGAGGCGAGCCCGCGCCGCAGACGAGUACGAGGUCAACAAGAAAUGCUCUUACACCUUCCUGGUUCCCCAGCAGAAAAUCACUGGACCCAUCUGUGCCAACUCCAAGGGGCCGACGCUCGAGAAGGACGGGGUGACCAAGAUGGACUUGGAGAACGUCAAAGAUGUGCUAACCAAGCAGAAGCGGGAGAUGGAGACCCUGCAGCUGGUGGUGGACGUAGACGGCAACAUCGUCAACGAGAUGAAGCUGCUGAGGAAGGAGAGUCGCAACAUGAACUCCCGGGUGACCCAGCUGUACAUGCAGCUGCUGCACGAAAUCAUCCGCAAGCGCGACAACUCCCUAGAGAUCUCACAGCUCGAGACCCGCAUACUCAACGUCACCUCAGAGAUGUUCAGAAUGGGCAGCCGCUACAAGGAGCUGGAGGCUCACUACUCCGCGCUGGCGGCCCUGGUCAACAACCAGUCCAUAAUGAUCUCCAUGCUAGAAGAGCAGUGCAUGAGAACCUUCAACAAAAAGGACCUCCCCGUCAUGCCACCUCUGGUGCAGGUGGUGCCACCAAACAACCCUCACAAUAACCACUACACCAGCAUCCUCUAUGGGAGCAAUGAAAUCCAGAGGGACCAAAACCCAGCAUACCCUCAGGAACAGGAGAUGGUCCUCAACAAGUCCCCAACGGGCAGCCCCAUUGGGAUCCCUCCAGUCCUUAUCACUGUCAACACAGACGGCCCCUUCAAGGACUGCUACCACGUGCGCAAUGCCGGCUACGCUACCAGUGGCAUUUACCUGGUGAAACCGGAAAACAGCAACAGCGUAAUGCAGGUGUGGUGUGAGCACGGCUUGGACAACGGGGGCUGGACGGUCAUUCAGCGCCGAAUGGACGGAUCGGUCAACUUCUUCAGAAACUGGGAGAACUACAAGAAAGGAUUUGGGGACAUAGACAAGGAGUACUGGCUGGGCCUGGAGAACAUCUACAGCCUCACCAAGCAGGGCAGCUACCGCCUACUCAUCGAGCUGGAGGACUGGACAGACAAGAAGGUGUACGCCGAAUACAGCAGCUUCCACGUGGAGCCCGAGACCGACUACUACAGGCUGCGGCUGGGAACGUACCAGGGCAACGCUGGCGAUUCCCUCAUGUGGCAUAAUGGCAAGCAGUUCACCACGCUGGAUCGGGAUAAGGAUGCUUACUCAGGUAACUGUGCUCACUUCCAUAAGGGGGGCUGGUGGUACAACUCCUGUGCAAAGUCCAACCUGAACGGAGUCUGGUACCGAGGAGGCCACUACCGCAGCAAAUUCCAGGAUGGGAUCUACUGGGCCGAGUACCGAGGAGGCUCCUACUCCCUGCGGAGAGUUCAAAUGCUCAUCCGGCCUAUUGACUAAAGCUGCACGCUGCUGUGUAUAUAAAGCCUGCCUCUUUCUUCUUGAUUUACGCACACUAGCAGGUGAAAGUGUUCUGCUCCUGGGCUGAGGCGACUCCCUGCAUGGAGGGUGCGGUGCGGGCACCUUGGCAGCAGUUCUGACCAGCUGCCGCUUACAAACAGCCCUCAUCAAUGCCACCCGAAAUCAGUACCUGAGGCUGCAAACAGGAAAUCGAGAAAAAAAAUAAAAAAAAACCCGACCCCCUGCCACUUCUCAUUUUAGCUACCUGCAUGUGAAAGUCGGAGAAUCCUGGGGACCAACCCAGCUGUGCGCACAGUCAUCAUGUUGCCUCAAUGGUUUUCCCAAUUAUGUCUUGUUAAAAUAAUUAAAGAGUUAAAUAUUUUUA